UGACAAUCUGCAGGGGUGCGUGUAAGUAAAUAUAAUUUUGUAGUACGUGUUGAAUUUUCGGCAGUUACCAGGGGUCUCUGCUACAGGAGGCGGAUUUCCCCCUGCAGCUCCGGGGAGGCCUAGAAUGAUUCGAGGGUCUGUUUGCGACGAAGGUUGACCUUCUUGUCUCAGUGGAGGUGUAAAUGGGCUGUAGCCUUUAGUUCCUGUUGAUCUGUUAGUUCCAUUCCACAAUCAACCCCAACGUCCUGUUCACUGAGUCCUUAUAUGAGAAGUGAAACAAUGACGGAAGCAUGGCAGCAGCAGCAACACGCAGUGGCUCCACCCUCUGUCGUGCACACACUGUCCCAGACAACAGACAACUCACUGGGCUGCACUGUGUACGGCGUGGUCCUGCAGCCAGACACCUCCCUACAACAGCAACAACAUGGCCAACAGCAUACUGUUCAAGCUCAGCAGCCCGCCCUGCAGGUGGGGGGAGAGAGAGGGCACAAGUGUGGGGCCUGCGGUCAUGACAUAUCUCACUUGGCCAACCCUCAUGAGCACCAGUGCAUAGUCAACCAGGACCGGUCCUUUCAGUGCACACAGUGCAUGAAGAUCUUCAGCCAGGCAACUGACCUGCUGGAACAUCAGUGUGUGCAGGUGGAGCAGAAGCCUUUUGUGUGCGGGGUCUGCAAGAUGGGAUUCUCAUUGCUCACAUCCUUGGCUCAGCAUCACAACUCGCACGGCAACGGGAACAACCCGAUGAAGUGCUCCAUCUGUGAAAAGACCUACAGGCCCGGGUCUGGAAACGUCACUCCCACCUCCUCAGCUGCCAACCCCCAGCAGCCCUCCACAGGCGAGACUUCAAGUGGCGGUGCAGUGAUCAGCGCCUCGUCUCCACCGGCAUUUGAGGCCUCUGCGCCAGACCGGCCGUACAAGUGCUCCGUGUGCCACAAGGCUUUCCGCCAUUUGUCUGAGUUGACCCGUCAUGAAAGGGUGCACACCGGAGAAAAGCCAUAUAAAUGUGACACGUGCGACAAAAGCUUCAGCCAGUCUUCACACCUGGCACACCACCAGCGCACACACAGCUCCGAGCGACCGUACAAGUGUGCUGUGUGCGAGAAGAGCUUUAAGCAUCGCUCCCACCUUGUGCGACACAUGUACGCUCACUCCGGUGAGCACCUUUUCAAGUGCAAUUUAUGCGAGAUGCACUUUAAAGAGUCGUCCGAGCUCCUGCAUCAUCAGUGCCAGCCCGAAGGCGAAAGGCCUUUCCGCUGCGGUUCCUGCGGAAAGAGCUUUAAGCGCCCAUCCGACCUCCGGCAACACGAGCGAACCCACUCUGAGGAGCGACCGUUCCAGUGUGAGGAGUGCCAAAUGAGCUUCAAACAGCAGUACGCGCUGGUACGCCAUCGUCGCACUCACAAAAAUACAGCCGAUCGCCCUUUCAAGUGUAACCUCUGCGAUAAGGGGUUCCUUCAACCAUCCCACCUGCUGUACCACCAGCAGGUUCACGGUAUGGAAAGUCUGUUCAAAUGUGCAUCCUGCCAGAAGUCUUUCAGCCAGUCGGGGGAACUGCUGAGGCACAAGUGCGGUGGUGAAGUUGAAAAGCCCUACAAAUGUGAGGUGUGUGGAAAAGGCUACAAGAAAAAUUCAACGCUGCAGCGCCACCAGAACUCUCAUUGCACAGAGAAGCCACUGAAAUGCUCCCUGUGCGACAAGCGCUUUGUGUCGUCCUCGGAGUUUGUGCAGCACCGCUGCGAUCCCACGCGAGAGAAACCGCUGAAAUGUCCCGACUGUGAAAAGCGCUUCAGGUAUUCAUCGGAGCUGCAGCGCCAUCGCCGGGUCCACACCGGGGAGAAGCCUUUUAAAUGUGCCAGCUGUGACAAGAGCUUUAAACAACGUGAGCAUCUGGCCAAACAUCAGAGUGUGCACUCCCGUGAGACACAGUUCAAGUGUGUGUGGUGCGGAGAGCGCUUUCUUGACCUUGCGGUUUUGCAGGAGCACACAGUCCAGCACACAGCAGAGGGGGAGAGUUUCUCUGAAACUCCGUGCAUCCCAUGAACUCUUAAAGCUUCUCAGUGCUGCGUUACAAACAUGACUUUUUCUCUAAAAGUGACACGUGCAAGGCCCCCGUCCCCCACCCAAAUGUAGUUGAAAGUGUCCAUCCAUUUAUGAUAUUUGAUCAUUUUUAGUUCAUCCCCAGCCUUUUAAUGAUUAUAAGUGAAACAUGGAGAUUUAAAAGAAAACCUUGAGGAUUUUGUUUUGUUUUGGUUUUUUUUUUUUUUACAAAAAGAGCAUGUAAAAAUGGUUUUUAAUAUAACGUGGAAAGAUCUUGAUUCAGUCUUAAAGCGAGUGUGGGACCAUAUCCAUUGGCUGCAUGUAGGGAUGUCCGGUACUAACAGCCCGAUAUUAGCAUAAUUAUGUGAUAACUGUAAGAAAAUGAUGUAUAGUCUAAAAAUAGUUUUGGUGAAAAAUGGCUGUAUUUGGAAGUGAAAGUCACAAGAUGGAACAAUUGUAGCUCAUUUUAUAAAUCUAUUUUGAUUGUAUGCAGAAUGAUGGUGCUGGUUUGUGUGUUUGGCCAAUAUCGGCAUAUCGAAUAUCUGCAAAAAGUUAAUAUCGGACGUCCCUAGCUGCAUGUGAUUGUCUGUUUUGUAAUUUUAAUUCUGUAGCUGAGAUGACAGGUUUCAGACAGUUUUGAGAGAACAGCUGUGCUCACAUUAAGGUCAUUUUGAAAUCCAUGUGCCUUUUGUUUUUGUUUUUUUUAACCCUCUUGUUUAAUUGCUCCUGUGUUUCUGUUCAUUUCAUGUCCAGUGAAGACAAAGCGGCCGGCUUGAGCAGCACUAUAUUUUCACAUACUAGUUCUUAGAUAGUUAUCAUCUGUUGGUGCAUGAAUAUUUAUCACACUUGAAUAUUAUGAAGUGUUGUAUUUUUAGGUUUGGUUUAUUUAGUAAAAGGAAUUCUAGGAAGAAUAAGUGACUUUGUGAACAUGUAUAGUCUGUGUCCUUUAAAAUCUGUGUUGUUGCAUCUUUGUAUUAAAACGGUGACACCUAGGUAACAAACAUACCUAUGAUGUCUCACACACACACACACUUAACUUGUGCAAUAGAAUAUGCACAGUGUAAUAUUUAUGACUACUGAAUCAUGGCAUAGUCAACUGUUAUAUUAUAGAUUGUGUGUAUACCCAUAUGUAAAACAUUGGAAACUGUAUAGUGCUUAUGUAACAUGCUUUUUGUAUUUACUAUGAAUGAGCUUGCUGUAUUUUGCAAGCUUUUGAGUUUCAGUUUCUGACCCUUCAUCACAGGGUUUAACCAGCAAGCGUUAUCUUGCAUACUUGCAACAAAUUAGCUGCGUUAGUUACUGUGUGAUAGAUCUAACAAACAUCAUGUUUUUUUAACUAUUGUUUCUUAAAAGAACGAAAUGAACUGGCCUAGAAAAAACUGCCAGCAUCUUAGCCCCCUCCUGGUCCAGAAUUGGGUUUCUGGCAGAUGAGUCCAUAUAUGCCUCAAAAGUUGAGCGACCUCAGUGUUUGUCUAAACCAGGGAAAAGUAAAUUGUGUACUUUAAUGUGUGGCUUUCUUUAUUAUGUACAAUCUUUGCAGUAUAUUUAAAAUAAAAGAUUUUUUGGAAUUUCAAAAACCAUGGACAAAGGGAACGUAACUUUCCACGGUUCCAUGGUUAAAGGUUCUGUUGUGUCUGCUUCAAAAUCUGCAGGAAUGACAACCAUGUGUUAUGACGUGUUAACUUUACACAUGGUAUCAUUAAUAUAGAGUCAUAUUGAUACUGUAAACAGGAGUAAAAAUAAACUCACUCUGAAAACGGG
Cynoglossus semilaevis (tongue sole) is the source of this 3798-nucleotide messenger RNA. RefSeq names its product zinc finger protein 319a (gene znf319a). Gene Ontology annotation, cellular component: nucleus. The coding region runs from base 265 to 2040 and encodes 591 amino acids. Gene Ontology annotation, biological process: regulation of transcription by RNA polymerase II. The record is from RefSeq and is a predicted model, not a curated record. Lineage: Eukaryota; Metazoa; Chordata; Actinopteri; Pleuronectiformes; Cynoglossidae. Gene Ontology annotation, molecular function: RNA polymerase II transcription regulatory region sequence-specific DNA binding; DNA-binding transcription factor activity, RNA polymerase II-specific. The transcript has 2 exons.